GUACGUACGUACGGCUAUACAGCGAAGGGGUGACAAGAACGUUCUCAGAAUUGGUGUCCAGAUAAUACUAUAUAAUUUGACGAUUUGAAGAGAUCGUGAUACAGUCAUGGCCCGGACGUGCAUUCUUUGUGCAAAUAAAAUUCAGGUUCCAAAUAAUAAGUACAGAUUGACUUCGAAACUGCUUAAAAACACAAACUUAUCUAUUGCAGAAGUCCUCAAAAAUAAUUGGGGCGUGCGCGUGCCUCUUUCAAACUCAAAAGACGAACAUUCGUAUUCGUUAGGCCAAGGCCCAUGCCCACUUAUUAUUUGUAGGGCAUGUCGUUUAACUUUGUCAUCUGUAACAGCUAAACGGCAUGACUUCGACGUUGCCUUAUCCAAACUGUACGACAAAUCAGCCCCAACUGCUUACAUAGGUCGCGAGUUAAGAGAGUUCAUAUCAACUUUGAGAGGAGUAGUAUCCAUUUCGACACCCUCAUCCGCAAGCUCCUGCGCUCGUACCCCAUGUGGCCAAGAGCGAUCUACAAGUACAAGUAUAACUUCCAAAGACGCCCUCUGAAGAAGCCUAGGUUUUCAAGAUCAACAGGAUCAAGUGACAUACAAACACAGACCCCACGUUAUACUCGAUGUCAAUGUCAGGAGAUCGAAAGCCACUCCAACCACUUGGGACAAGUACAACUACAAGUGAGAAAACUCGCGGCUAAGUAUGUGAGGAGCAGCAAAUAUGGGCGUGCGUUUAAACUUCUCAAAAAUAAGAGCGCAGCUUUCACAAGAGCGGUACAAAAGAUUGUUCAAGAUGCAACUCGAGCUGAGAUCCGGAAUAUUUGCAAACCGUCGACGAGGUCUGUGUGGAGGAGCUCUACUGAAGGAAAAAAACUCCAAAGCUUUCAGUCAUUCUCUUGGAAAGAAGCGCUUUCAGAAGCAAGGCAACAGUGUCCUUUCCUGCAUGCAGCCAUAAUCGGAGCUGCAACGGCUAACGGAAAAAGCGACCGCCGAUCUCGGGGAAGCAGUGGAAUCGCUCGUCAUGUGAGACCUGCAGUAGGAGCAAUCUUCGGGAUGUUGGCGUUUAUGGGAAACCCUAAAACAAUGAGACUGUUGCAAGAGCUCGUUGGCAUUCAACUUUGGCUCUCCAACUGUGGACGUGAGACAUUCCAGAGGUUAAAUGGUCUCGGUAUGUGCACAUUCAUGGAUAGGACAGCAACCUGCAUCGACACUAUGAUCAAGGAAUCUGAUCGUGACAUCUUGGAAAAGAAAAAGGAACUAGAAGCAUGUGAGGCUCCAAUAACAGCACAAGAACCAGAGCUGGCAACAUUCAGCGACCCAUCUAAUGCAGCUGAAACAAACCAAGUGGAAAGUUCCAUUUCCAGCAACAAAGCGGAUGGGCCUGAAAAUCCAGAAGAGACUACUUCAAUGGGCAGAACUGACGAAUCUCCGGACAAUCUGGAUGAGACAAUGGAUGAUUCGCCCCCGGAUGGAACGGAGCCUGCCAAAAUUGGGUACACCCUAGUAUUUGACAAUGCCAGCCAGAUGAUGCACGACAGGUACAAUAGGGGCAACAAGGGUAACAAGGAGCUCAAAAUGGUGAAGGCAUAUGCAGCGUUUGAUCGUGUGCCCUCCUACCUUCUGAGUGACACUCCUCCCACCGCCAACGACAUUCUGCGGAUAGAUCCCCAGGUGUACUUACCAAAUGACAGUGAUGAGACCCUCCUUAGACAAGAGUACACUGUCAUAGUCUCAAGGAUUCUAACACGACUGAUGCCUUGCUUUCAACGAUUCGCUGAGCACGUCAAAAACCACAUACCACAUCCAUACUUCAAAGAAUCCAAGCAGAAGAGUAAAAUAGUACCGUUAGGUGUCUUGAUGAAAGACGAUGCAAAAACUUACGAUAUGGUCGACAUUCUCCAGAGCUAUCACGGCCUUGUACCCUACCAAGAUGGCGAGCCAGUCACCACAGUGCUGUAUGGAGAUGGACUUAGAUGCGAACGCGCACGUGAUGCGCUAAAUUCCAGAAGAAACGCGACAAACUCGUUCGACCGCCUGGAGGGUCUUCAUCCCUCGAUCCAAGAAAGGCACAAACGUGGCCUUCUCUUAGAGGAUACCUACAAAUUGCUGUAUGAUGUGCGCAGCUCGGGUGACGUUGGAACACUCAGCUUCAUCAAGAACAAGUUUGGCCAUCGGAAAUUUAAUCCAGACAAAGUGAUUCACGCCUUCAACUCCGCCACAGACUUAUUGCAACUUUCUACGGAAGCGUAUGUGGUUGCCGCCGCCUGUUUGCAUGUUGAGAUCGAUGAUCCAAGCAAGAUGCCAAAAGAUCUUCCAGAAGGAGAUGAAGGAUUGCUGUAUUUUCAAGAUGUUGUUGAGUUAGUGGUGGAGAUUGCAUUCCAGUAUUUGGACAAACCAGAGAUUACAGUCCAGCAUAUGGAAGAACCUGAAAGCGAGAUCCAUGCGUAUCCAUACUGCAUCUGUCACACCGAUAUUGAGGAUGAUAUGUUGUUUUGUGAGAACCCUUCAUGUCGUCGUGGAUCUUGGUUUCACCUUUCCUGCAUGAAUAUGUCACUAGAAGAUGUACCAGAGGAUAAGUACUACUGUUCCAUAGAGUGUUCUCAAGCAUCACAGAAGAAAAAAAGAGUGUUUGUCUUCCACGCUACCGAUGACCAUGUCUUCCAGUAUUCCAGAGCAAUGCUCUUUAGGGGGCUGGGAGAAAGGGCGCGAUACGAUGCGAUCAGAGAAAAUGAUGGUGAUCGUAUCAUUUCUCAUUGGCGAUUUGACAUGGUAGACUUCUACAACAUGCAGCACCCGAAAUAUUUCAUUGAAGGUUUCCAUCUGCUUACCGACAUGAAUGGCGGUGUACCGGAGCGUGUGGCGCAUCAACUGAAAUGGAACCGAACAGUGAACGUGCGUGGUGGAAGAGGUCACAACAUAUCCAUGGACUUGGCAAUGGAUCAUCUCAAAGAAGAAUUCAAAGUUGCUGUCAAGUCAUGCAGUGGAAACAUCACUCCGAGUACAAUGAAGCAUUAUAGCAGAGUGGUAGGUAUUCAUAAGGACUUUAAGUGUAACUUUGAUGUGCACUUGCCCAAAACCAACCAUGGAAGUCGAAACACGCAGGAAGGCACGUUGGAGCUGGCGAAACUGCUUUUGGAGCAUAACUGUUUGGAGCAACUCCCAGGAAGGAGUCAUGCUGGCUUUAGUGAUUUUGUAUUCAAACAUGCUCUAACACAGCCGGAUAUAUUCAUUGAGUGCAUAGAAAAUCACAAGCUACAACGCGUCCAUGGAAUGGACGUAGCUCAUGCAAAUGUGUCAGUUGAAGAAGAAGAAUCUCAAGAAACACUUUAUGAAGCAUUCCUCCUACCAUCCUCUCCCCUUUAAGUUAUCAUUGAAUUAUCCUUAUCUUUGUACGUGUUGAUAGGAGAAGAUUUGUCACUUCAAUAUUUCCACCUCCUUUACCAGGACAACUGUUUGUGCAGAAAGUGCAUCAAAGGCAUUUCCUGCACUAUCACAUGAUACGCUUCUCGUUAUGUUGUGGGAAAUCCUGAUUCCUGUCCUCUAUUCCUGGGAGAUUGAAAUUCUUCAGAAUGGUGCUUCCGAUACAACCUCUCUCUGCAAGGAUCCUUUUUACUGUCUCGCAGGUACAGUCAUUAAUAGAUCUAGGAUAUGCAUACAUCAGUGAGUAACCUUGAUGGCCGUCACAAGUGCAUCUGCCCAUUUAUUCCACUCCCCAGUUCACGACAUCAUCAACAUCUUGUGACCUGAAUGUCUAGGCCAAAGGCCACUGUUGCCACCACUUCUCUGAUGGUACCUUUGGGGAAUUCCAUUCUUAUUCUUUUCACAUCUUCUUCCUCUAUCUUGCUGUGGAUCGUGUCCACCAUUCUGUUUGUCCUUUUUACUUCAUCCGCAUACGCAUGGCUGCCAAGUUCUGACAUCAGCCACAUAUAGAAAUGUUUACAUUGCCUCAUAUUGACAGUGCACACUAUUUCUUUUUAUGCCUCUGUUGCGAAGUAGCCAGAAGCAUUAUGUUUUCGGGUUGUCUGUCCAUGCGUCCCGUUUUCGUGAUCGCGAUAUCUCAAGAACCGACUGAUGGAUUCCUGCCAAACUUUGGUCAUGUAUGUAACUUUCAGAGCAAUGAACUGAUUAUUUUGAUUUACGUCCAGUAGUCUUGAUGUUGUUGAUUAGCCAGCCUAAGGAUUUUGAGGGACCUUGGGAAGUCUGUUGAUUGUGGAGAUAUAUGUUGGGUCUGCAAAAGGAAAUGAGAACAUUAUUUAUUUCUUGUAGCAUUCCAUGUUUAUACAGGUAUGGAAAUGUAAUAAUUGAUCUUGUAAAGAUUUGAUUUUUCAGGCUAACAGUAAUUCUGUCUGGGAUGUUGAGACCAGACAUGUCCAGUUUAACUUAGAAGGAAAAAGUAAAACUUGUUUUAUAGCACGCAGGAUUAAGAGAAUAAAUGCAUAUCAUUAAUUUAUGCAACAUAGAUAUAAGGAAAAUCAUUUUUGUUUUCUUCUCAUGAUUCAGAGGAAUUUAUUAACAUCCAAAUCUUCUUCAAAAUAACAAAGCAUUAUAAAUCAUUUACCGGUAAUUAAAAAGUGACACUGAUGUCUAAUAACAAACUUAAUGAACUUAACAUAGUUUUACAAUGACAUCACUUCUAAUAACUGAAUAGGAAGUUGAUCUCUUGUGUUUCCAGUGAGUUCCCUUUGCAUCAUGUUAUUUUUAUAUUUAUAGGUGUUUUUAAUAACUUGCCUCUUAACUACAUUUACUCUUCGAUCAGAAUAGUAUGGAGGUAAUUUAGAAUAUUGAAUUUUCUUCUGAUAUAAAACGCAGUGCCUUAACAGUGUGAGAACAGAUAUGUUCAGAUGUUAAAACUCGUAUAUUAUUUAGAGAAAAUAAUGAAGUUCAUCAAAAGAGUU
Strongylocentrotus purpuratus (purple sea urchin) is the source of this 4895-nucleotide messenger RNA. RefSeq names its product squalene synthase (gene fdft1). Gene Ontology annotation, molecular function: squalene synthase [NAD(P)H] activity. Gene Ontology annotation, cellular component: endoplasmic reticulum membrane. Lineage: Eukaryota; Metazoa; Echinodermata; Echinoidea; Camarodonta; Strongylocentrotidae. The transcript is spliced from 8 exons. The record is from RefSeq and is a predicted model, not a curated record. The coding region runs from base 502 to 3363 and encodes 953 amino acids. Gene Ontology annotation, biological process: farnesyl diphosphate metabolic process; cholesterol biosynthetic process.